Messenger RNA from Thamnophis sirtalis, 4237 nucleotides. The record is from RefSeq and is a predicted model, not a curated record. Lineage: Eukaryota; Metazoa; Chordata; Lepidosauria; Squamata; Natricidae.
CUAUAACUUAAAUUUUGCAAUAUGAUCUAAAUCUGCAUUUAUUAAAAAAUAUCAAACCUUCAGGUGCUGACAGCUACCCCAAUUUUGACGCCUCUAUUGGAACAUUUAAGUUGGCUGUACAGACAUUUUUUAAUUUUGUGAGAUACAUUUCAUCUGCAGCAUAUAAAUGUAUACUAGAGCCCUGAAAUUAAAUGAAGCAACUCUUGAUUAGCAUACAUUACCUAUAGGCACCAAGUACCCACCAGACCUCUGAAAAGUACCGUUGAACACAUCCAUGCACAACAAACCACUUGCUGAAAUACAUAUUGAACCACUAUUUACAGGGUGAUUUUUUGGGUUGAGAGUGCUGUAGGCUACUGUAUUUAGAAUUCUUGCUCAGAACAAUUCAUAUUCUCUCUCCCUCUAUAAUUUUGUCAAGAGUUUUUAUGUAAUUAAAAGAAAAGACAAGAGAAAAAGUAUAUAAAAUAGAAAAAAAGGAUAAAAACAGUACAGACAAGCAAAGGAAAAAGAAAGUUAAAGAGCCACUUCCAGUCUUCUUUAUGGCAAUUACAAGGGAGCUGAGGAUAAUACUUGAUUACCUGCACAGUCCUAUGGAUGCUCUGGCAGCUACUUGAGUAGGGACGUGGCCAGAGCCUUGUAUAGGAUUGUGCCCAUUAGAACUGUCUUGGCCUGUUGCUCCCUGUGGUUCAGAGAAGACUUGAAGGAGCUGAAAAGGAGCUUCAGCUUGGCGCCUUGCUGGUAUUCUGUCAUCAGUUGGGGAAGAGGUGGAAACAUAUGGGAAAUAAAUCUGUAUUAUGGGAAAUAGGGAGGGGGGAUUGACAGUUGAGGAAGAGUAGAGUGGUUUGGAAGCUGGUUUGCGCUGGCACACUGCCAUCUUCAAGGCCAUUUGCACUGAGUAUGGAAUUUCACCAGCCCAAACACCUGAAAACAUCAUGGUGUGCUGGAUUGGCUACUACUGGGCCCACCCUUGUUGACAGUUGUCAUCCAAUCUUCCACCUUCCCUUUUUAAGGAAGGUGGUUUAGAAGAUGGUGGAGUUUCAAUUCCAGAGGAUGUUGGUUGAAAUUGAUUAUCUGGCCCUUUUUAGUCAGGUUUCAGGUCUUGAUACAGAACAGAAACAGCACUGUUUGUAUUUUUAGAUUAGGUAAUUUUUAUAAUUCUUCCUUUCCAAGGCUAGUGAAUAUAUAAGAGUAUGUAUAAUCUUUCCUCCUAUUCUGAAAGACCUGUCAACUCUUAGGAAUAAUUUUUUAGAAGAUGAAAGUAACAAUGGAAUCAGUGGUGGGCUGCUGCUGGUUGAACCGGUAGUUGUGACCUCCCAGGCACAAUCCCAUCUUAUAUCGCUGUGUUUUUGACGCACACAUGUGCGGAAGGCGCAUGUAAGUGAAUUGCUGUGUUUUUUAACGCUGCACGCAUGGGCAGAAGGCGCAUGAGAGCGAAUUGCCAUGUGUUUUGAUGCUGCAUGCACGUCCGCACACUCACUUUUCCGGUGAUGCAGUAUGUGAUGCCCACCUUUGCAUGGAUUGAAUAGGUGUGGAAAUUGCCCUUUCUCUUUUUGUGAACAAUUUGUAUGCAGCCUCAACUAUUAAUACGCUUAAUAAUAGUGCUUAAAUAAUCUGCUCCAUACAGGGUAAGAACAUAUCUUCCAUUCAAAGUUGCUCAGAUAAGUAUUUUCAGAUAUGUAAUGAAACUUACUUCAGAAUGCAGCUUUAUAUUUACAAAUGCCACCUCUUUAUUUCAGGCACAACUGAUUCUGCUAUAAGAAAAAGCAAAAAUGAUAAAGUUAACUGUUUUAGUCAUGGAAAUCGGUUAUGCAACAGUAUUUUACCUAAUGGAAAUCUAACAGUAAGAGAUUCUUCGGCUGGCACACAGUUUGUUCAAAUUCAAUUGCUUCAGGAUGAUUCUCCAGGAGAAGGAGAUCUACCCUUCCAGCUCAGUUCUCAAUCUUCCUCUUCACACUCUCAGUUGACAGUAGAUUUACCUGUUCAUAUUCUUCAGGAGCCACACAAUUCUGCCGAAGAAGAUGCCAAUUCUGAUAAUUCCCAGUUUACAGGAAGCACCAUUAAUCUACAAGACCUGGAAUGAUUGUGUUGGAGACAGAAGCAUUAGAACAUUCAGACACAGAAGCAUCCUGAGAAAUAAGAGUCUGUUCCUGCUUUUAAAGGAAAAAGUGAACAAUGGAAGCAUGGUCACCAGUGCUGGGAUACUUGAUGGUUAUCGUGCAACAAAAAUCUUGUUCAGUACAUUUUAUUUGAUAAGGCAAUUGGAGAUCUUGGUAUGUUCUGUCUUAGAGUCAGGAAAAGGUACAUAUGGCAGAAUUAAGAGUCCUGCAUUAGAGUGCAAUGGUGAUAUCCCACAGUGAUUUUAAGAAUAAUUAAGAAUUAAUAAUGAUUCUCCAAAUAGUAGAUAACAAUUAAGCUUAGCACUUUUUUUCUUGAAAUGAAUCCCUAAUUAAAUUUGGAGUUAAAAUGAAGGAAUAAGCAGGAAGACCAAUUUAUUUUUGCAAACUGACAUUUUAAAGAGAUAAGAGCAUUAGAAUAGUACCAUACUCAGGGAUAGUAAAGAUUGAAUUAGUAGAGCAAUAUGAGUUCUUGCUCUUGCUAUCUCUAAUUUAGCAUUUUACACUGAACUUGAGAAAACUGCCUAGUACAUGUUAUUUCUUAUCACUUUGGUUAUGUUUACAGUAAUAUAAAACAGUAUUGCCAAUUUGUACAUAUCCACUUUUAUUACAUAUACCUAUCAUGGUGCAUUUUUGGUCAAAAAUAGGUUUUGCUGAUGUCAGUAGAAUUUACUCCCAAAUUAAUGUUGAAAUGAUGGUCUGCUUAUUAUUUACAUACAGACUAUCUGGCUGAAGAAAGAGCUUCCAGCUAGUAUCGGUAGUAUAUAAAAGUAACAUCUUGACCGAAAUGAAAAAUAACAUCUUUAAAUAUAUAUGUUUUUAAAACACCUAUCUUUUAUUAUAGAUAACAGAAUUAAUUCAUGCAGACUUUUAAGAAAAAAUACUAAGAAAUCAGCUAAGCAGAGAAAUGUCAGUGUUUUACAAAAGAAUUUAAGUCUGGAACUUAAAAGAUUUUAUUCAUGAUAUGCCACAUGGCAUUAAAAUUAUACAUAUGUACGACUUAGUUAAAAAGUUGUGUGAGCUUUGUUGUUUUUUAUACAAAGAUGUCCUACAAAGGAACACUUUGAAUUUUUUCUUAUUUAUUUACAGUUAGAAGAAAAUUAAAGGUUAAUUCUUUUGAAUAUAUGAGGAGUGAGCAACAAAUAUCUCUAAAUUGACCCUUCCAUCACAUUCUAAAUUUGUAUCCUUGGAACUCAUGCUUAAGUAAAAGUAGCCUUGUCCUAUUACCUCUGCAACAUCUCUAGCAGCACUGAAAAAGAGGAAGACUGAUCAACAGCCUUCUCUGUCCUUAAAAUGUUACUGUGCGUCAUGUGGGCACCUAUGUUUUGGAAGUCAGGAGCCUUAGGAAAUAUAUUUCCUAGAGCUGUUGAAAUCUGAAGAGAGGUUCUUGAGGUUGAUGUCCCUUCAUACUACGUAUAUACUAGGAAGAUAUUAAUGUCUGGAAUAGCUUUGGAAAUACUAUUUUCUACUGUGUUUAAUGAACCAUGGAUAAUUUCUGUCUUGGAUUAUUCAUAAUAGAUUAUUCCAAAUUAAGAAGAUUUACCCAUAAAUAGAAUUAUACUAAUUGAUGCCUGUGCCUUUUGAACUUCAUUUUCAGAAGAAUGUAGUUUAGAAGCAUUUUAUACAGAUUACAUUAAUUCAAUUUCAUUUGUGGAUGUUUUUUAGAAAAAAAAAAUCUUGAGUGGGUAAUUUUUCAUUGACUGUAAAACGUUUACCUAUCGUGACCUAUUACUAUACAUUUACAUUAUCAAAACAAAUUGUUUUUGUUUCUGAUAUAAAACCUCUCGGUGAAAAAGUGAAGAAAUUGCUUAUUUUUAAACAACUUUUCUUUCUAUCACCAAGGUUCAAUUUUAAAGAGAAAUGGGGGCAUUUUGCCCUAAACAAUUGUCACCUCAAAAACUCAGUGGAAUAGUUCACACACUUACUGUGAUAGUGAUCCUCUAUAAAUUGGAAUGCAAGCAUAUCUGACUGUUAUAAAGACACAGGUAGAUUUAGAUUAAAUAGGUGGGCGUUAAGAAGCCUGUUCAUUCCUCAUAUCUUUUCUUUGAGUAAAAAAAAACUUUCUGUGGUUUCCACAGUAGGUGUGGCCUAGAUUUUCUUCAAAGCAUGUAUGGGGCAGAUUA